AUAGAUUAAUAAAUAAAAAAAAUAAAAAACAUAAAACAUAAAACCUCACUCUCACUCCUCUCUCUACAAUUUAUUCAUCUCAAAGCAAACCAAACCUCAAACCUAAGGGUUUCGCUUUCAUUUCGCACUCCAAAUUCAUCUCUUUAUACUUUAAAUCACUUCAAGAUUUUUGUAAAUCUGGCCUCAUUUCUGUUUCUUCUUUACAAAUAUAGUCUUUUUUUCAUCAUCCGUGGUAAUUAAAAUUCUGGGUUUUUCUCAUCUGAGCUUUUCGAAUUUGGGAAAAAGACUUUUAGUUAUUCUCCUUCAUGGAGAAAAGUAACAUAGCAGUGGAAGAAAAUUCUCACACAAGUGAUAUCGGUACUCCUGUGUCUAAAUCCUUGGGAUCGCUCAUACAAAUUGAUUCAAUAUCUAUAGACCUUGAUAUUCCUAUGCCGAAGAAAGAGGAAGGAAACUGUCAACAUUUUUCAAUACGUGGAUAUGUUGCCGAGAUGAGAAAAAAGGACCGGAAAAUUUGUUUACCUUUUACAUCAAUCAGUGACGACCGCAGUAUUUCUGAGGAGCAACUUCCUCCUCUUGAUGUUCCGAAAUCUAGGUGGUGGCGAUGCAAAAAUUGCAUUCACGAGAUUGGCACAGAAUGUGCAGGAGAAGAGAUUGAGAUCCUUUCUCCAAGCUGCAGAAGUAGAUUGAUCUCUACAAACAUGGCUUCUACUAGUGCUACGACAAAUGCAUUGUCAGAGAUGAAGCAUGAGUCAACUUCACGAAAAGGUGACAGAAACAAAGCUGUUAUCGAUGAUUCUUCCAAUACCAGUGGCUAUGAUGACUUCUUAUGUAAUCUUUACAAAGGAAGGUGCACUUUAGUUGAAGAAAAAACUGUCACAGCUGGCAACAGAACUUGUUCAGGAAGUGUUAGAAAUGAGGAGAUCAGAUAUCCAACUAUUGAGGUAGCAAAAUCUAAACACUGCUCAAGCCAAGAAAUAGAUAGAAAGAGCCCUGCUGCUAAUCUGUCAAACUCUGACUCAACUCUGUCAGGGGGUAAAAUUGUUCCUCAUGGAAAUCUCUACAUAAGUGCUGAUGAUGUAAGUGCUGAUAUUGGUGCAGAGACGACAGCAAGGGGUUCUCCAAAUGAUAAGGCUCUUGAAACCAGUAAAACGAAACUGAGUAGGUUACCUUCCAUUGAAUUGACAGACCACAAUGAAACAUCUUCAGGAAGUGACACAAUUUUGUCUAAAAAUAGACAGUCUGGUUUGCACAAUGAUAUUCCAAAUGAUGUACCACGUCGGAAAACUCGAAAGGUGCGUCUGUUGACUGAUAUAUUGGGUGGACAAGUCAAUUUGGAGACUAGUCAUGCCAAAGCAGAUCGUAAUUCAUUGAGUCAUGCCAAAGCAGAUCGUAAUUCAUCGAGUACCACGACCGUGGUGCCUUCUGAGUCAGAACCAGUUGGUAUUCCUAAGGAUAAGAGAUACUGUCAGAAGAAGAGGAAGAUGUCUCAAGAAGUUGACAGCAAUCUGUCGGAGAUGGGCAUACAAUGUAAUGUUGCUAAAAGGGUCAGGUCAUUUAAUGGAGGAGCUGAGAGGAGUUCCAUGGUAAUUGAAAUUGCUGAUUCACGUUCAGAUGAGAAGGAAUCUGAAGAAGAAGGUAGACCGAAUGGUACCAAAGGUCUGCGGAUUAAGCAUAGAAAUGGAGUAAAUAAAAAGAGAAAUAAGCAGCUUCGACCUGAAAUGCCCUGGCAGGAUACAACCAUGGAAAAUAGUGGUUCAAAGGGAUAUGGUGCUGUUAAUAUGCAAUAUUCUUCCAUGAGUGAAAAAUUUGAACCUCAUUUAAGUAGUUAUCAGUCAUUGGUAGGAAAAGAUAGAGAUUCUGAUUUGUGUUGGAAGAGUAGUAAGUUUCCUGAAGUUGGACGUGUUCCCUCAACUCUUAUGCAUCCAGACAAUAAUUUCCCGGGAGAAAGUUCGACCAGGAGGAAGAAUCUCCUACCAGUGACCACUGAUAUAGAAAUGGUGACUUUUCAGCCAGCACAUGAAUUAUCUCCUAAAGUAAGACUGGACCUGUCUUUGAACAGCUUCAGAGAUUCUGACAAACAUGCUGAGAAUGAUAUGACAAACUGGCCAUUCAAUCUGCAGAAGGGCAAUACGAGUAGCGAUCCUCAAAGGAAAGAUAAUACUCUUGUCAGACAGUCAAAUGUGCCUGAAUCAAGUCAUUCUUCAAGGAAAGGAGUGAUUUAUGACCUCAACCAGGGAGUUCCGCACACAUCAUCAAUGUGGCAAGAUAUCCAAAACUCUCCAAUUCUGCUUCAGAAGGGGAACCUUCACAUUCCUGAGACAAUGGAAAUGCCUCACCGGCAUAACAAAGAAAAUCUUAAUGAUUUUCUAGAGCAUUCAGAUGUAAUUAAGCAUCAUAAAUAUCAACACUCUGAGAAAACUUUAGAACGAGGGUUGUCAGAUGAUAUACCAAUGGAAAUUGUGGAGCUAAUGGCUAAGAACCAGUAUGAGAGAGGUCUUACUGAUACCCGAACCAAAUCCAUGAUCGAAAGGACUGAUAGCUUUGCAAGGCCAUAUACUGAAAUACAUGAGAGUGAAGCAGUGACGUGGUCACGUCCUGGGGUAACUAGUUUCCGUCCAGGUAAUGCGAAUUUGAAGACUGACAUUGGAACAAGCAGAGGAAGUUCUCUCCAAAACUCUCAUGUUAAGAGGAACUACCUGGGGAUGGAAAGACCGCCGACCAAACUCUUUGGUACUUUUCCACAAACUCAGCAGAAAUUUUCCAGUGGAGGGCAAGGUUCUCCUUCUGUGCACAUCAGACCCGGUUUGCAGCGUGGUGAAGAAGCAAAACCUGUAUGGUUUCCACCUGGGCAGAACAUGCCAUUGGGACUUGGAAUUCCGCAGAAAUCCAUCCGUCAGCCAAAUGAUAAAAUGAUUCAGAAAGGGAGGACAAUAAGUGACAUAAAGUGUGGCGACGUGAGAAUGCAGAAUGAACCUCAUCUUUUUUUCCAAAAAUCAGGCAAUGCCGAUUUGAACGUGAAAGGCACGGGGUCUUUAGAUCCUUAUUGUAAUGAGACAAUCCCAGCUAUGCAGUUACUCAGCCUUAUGGACCGAAGGAUGCCAUCAAAUCCUCCUUUCAAUCUUGAUGCAAACAAGCUCCUUGAGAAACCCUUUUCGCCAUGCAGCUAUCACCCGAGGUUUCAUAUGGAUGGAAAGCAGAGUAUUCUCAAUGGGUCAUAUUUAUCACAUCAGCACUUGAAGGAGUCCCCCGGGGUACACCCUGGUGGUUAUUAUGCAGAUCAAAUAUCUUUCAAGUCUCGAGGACAAGAGAAAUCAAGAAAAUCUUAUGCGCCUUCGCGAUCUGGCGGAAGCAAAUUGGAGAGAUUUGCGUCUUCAAGUGGCCUGCUAAGCAUGGUUCGAGAUUCUUGUCCUGAGAAGAACGAGCAAAACGGAACCCUAGGCACAUCAAGUUCUCGGGUGCUUCCACAGCAGGAUCGGAAUACUUCAAAAUUCUUUGACUUGGAGGGCUACAGCUCUGCCAGAGCUGUACCCAUCAAAAGCAAUUGUGAAAGUUAUAUUUGCAGCCUCAAUCGAAACCCUGCUGAAUUUAGCGUACCAGAAGAACGGAACCCCUUCACUAGGACCAUAAAGGAUCCAAGAAUCGGGAAGAAGAGCUCAUCAAGAGAGAGAUCUCAAACUGUUGAUUUGAAUAAGCGAAAGCAGCGGAGAAUUACAAAGGAAAGAGUCGGGAGGCCACCAGCAUAUACUAUUGGUUAAUGCUGGUUGGCUUCUCAGCAUCAUAAUUUCAUUUACUAUACAAGUUAAGAGUUUUCAGGGUAAAUUACUCUAUGAUAAUAAGAUAUGUAUCAAAAUGUUCAGAAAAUUUGAAUAGAGUUAUACUCUGUACACAAACUUUUGAAACUGAUUCGAGAAACCGGAGCCCUUGAUUCCGGAUCUUGAUCCAGCUUGCAGGCAUGGUGGUGAGUUCUGGAUAACUUGUGUGUCUAGUUGUUGUGCUUCUGUUGUGAAAAAGAAAAGCUUAAA
Lycium ferocissimum is the source of this 4022-nucleotide messenger RNA. Its product is annotated as protein EMBRYONIC FLOWER 1. Gene Ontology annotation, biological process: negative regulation of flower development; negative regulation of DNA-templated transcription; shoot system development. Lineage: Eukaryota; Viridiplantae; Streptophyta; Magnoliopsida; Solanales; Solanaceae. The transcript is spliced from 7 exons. The coding region runs from base 306 to 3755 and encodes 1149 amino acids. The record is from RefSeq and is a predicted model, not a curated record.